GAAAGGAUUAGAUAAGCGUAAUGCAUAAUUAAUUCACGCGGACAUUGCAUUUUUAUUUUAUUUUCCCUCCGAUAUUUACCGCUUUGAAAGUUACCCAGCAUUGCGCCUUGUCAAUAUAGAAAACUACAUUACACCGUAUGUUACAUUUACACGCGCAUCUUUAUUGUUAUUGUAAAAAUAAUUUAUUGUAAAAAUAAAUACAAGGAUAUCAGAAUAAAAUGUAGGUUGCAAAAUGACAAAAUAAAUGCUUGGUAACAUAUUUAUGAUUCAAGAAACUAUUGUUGAUGCACAGCAAAAUGCUGAUAUUGCAGUUAGCAUCUCUUCUGGGAAUAUGUGGUUUUGUUGACGCCCGGACUCCGUUGUACGUUGGUGCUUUGUUCGAAUUUUCUGAGCAUUGGUUCAAGGAUUAUACGCCAUUUUUCCCGAAAAUAAUCGAACAUGCUGUGAAAGGAAUACAAAACAGAACCGACAUUCUGCAGGACUACGAUCUUCAGAUUGAAUAUGGAGAUACAAAGGGACAAAACGGAUAUGCCGCCACUCAGAUGAUUGAGAUGGUCCAGGGAAAAGACCGCCCGAAAAUUGCAAUUCUCGGGCCAAGUCUAUCGAGGGAACUUAUAGUCACAGGUCAACUGGCACCUUUUCUUAAAGUAAUACAGCUAUCUUGCGUGGCAACGACGGCCACCACCGAGAAUGAAGACCUAUAUCCAACAGUUUUUACAGUCAACCAAGUUCCUCAUACAUUGGACAAAUUAAGAGUGGAGAUGACUCGCUACUUUGGAUGGAAGCUUAUAGGAACUUUAGCUUUUCAAAAAGAAUAUUCAACGUCACAAAUUGACUCAUUUCACAAGCAUCUUAAUAUAAUUAAAGACGCUGAUAUUGAGUUGGUGGCUACAGCAAUUGUUGCAAACAACAGUAACAUUAAAUACGCAAUUGAACGAUUCAAGGAAAACAAUGUGAGAAUUAUUCACGCUGUUUUUUCAAGUACAUAUGCACCAUACGUAUUUUGCGAGGCUUAUAAGCAAGGUAUGUAUGGCAAUAGUUACGUGUGGAUAUUAUCUGGUCCUAACAUGUACAAGGACUGGACAAACAAGGCCUCUCUUACAGAUUGCACCGAAGCUGAGCUUGUUACAGCCAGUGACGGCUACUUCACACUUGAUUAUCAUCCGAUUGGCCAAACGGAGGUCACGACUGUCAAUGGGCAGACUGCACAGGAUAUUUGGAAUGAUCUGGAGAAACAAGCUCAGAAACAAAAUUUGACCUUAGUCACAUACACUGGGUGGAUAUAUGACAUGGUCUGGGCUCUUGCUAUAGGUUUGAACAACAGUUUGAAAUACCUUGAUCAAUCAGGACUGAACAGAUACAACUAUAGUGAUUAUUAUUUGAAUGCAAUUACAGCGGGGAUGAAAGACGUCGAUUUCAAUGGGAUGUCAGGACGAGUAAACUUCGCUGGAACGAGAUUCAGAAAAGGCGACUCGUACAUUGAAAGAAACAAAGAAGGAGGAAACAGUCGGACAUAUAUUGCCUCAUUUCUGCUUGACAACAGCACGUACGGAAAUGAAUCCUACAACUUUAUCCUUAAAAAUGAUCCUUGGCCAGAUGGUUGGCCAUUGGACCGCUUUAUGACAAAAUAUACUUUAAUUUCAACAAAUGGAGUAGCAUUCGGACUCGUGUUGGCUUUCUUGACUGCUGGCCUUAUUAUGUCUGGAGCUUUUCUUGCAUUUAAUAUUUAUUACAGAAACCAAAGAUCCAUAAAAAUGUCGAGCCCUGUCAUGAACAAUGUGAUUAUAUCUGGUUGUAUUUUACUGUACGUGGAAGUUUUGCUGUCAUCUUUUAGUUAUUAUAGGGUAAUGAAAACCGACACAUGUAUGAUCAGAACAUGGAUGAUGGCAAUAGGUUUUACAACAUUGUUUGGUGCUUUAUUCUCAAAGACAUACAGGAUAUAUGCCAUUUUUAGGGACGGAAGAUUGAAAUUAAAGAUUAUAAAAGAUUAUCAAUUAAUUGCGAAAGUUGGUGUUUUACUUGCCAUUGAUUCUAUCAUACUGAUUCCUUGGACCAUAUUUCAUCCUCAAGUUAUGAAAGAAUUCUCCGAACUUGACAAAAAAAUCGAGAAUAAGAAUGUGCUUCACUACACUGUGUACCUACAUUGUAAUGGGGACUAUGAAGUUUAUUGGUUCGGUAUUCUCUACAUUUAUAAAGGCCUUCUUCUCGUCAUUGGAACGUUCCUAGCUUGGGAAACAAGGACUGUGCAUGUGGCAGAAUUAAACGAUUCUAAAUUCAUCGGUGCAUGUAUAUACAACGUGGUCGUUAUUUGCGUGUUUGGAGUACCACUAGCCCACGUGCUGUCAGUGCAACAGAUGACUAUUUCAUUUGUUUUGAAUUCGUGUCUCAUCAUAUUUUGUACAACAAUUUGUCAAUGUAUAAUCUUUAUUCCAAAGAUUCGAAAUCGGAAUCAAGUCCAUGGAAAGUUUAUAAUUCCUUCGCUAAAUGCGAGUAGCAGCGAUUGUUCACGACGUUUUACAAAAAAUAGUUAUGCUGAUGAUUCAAGGGUAAUAUGUACUGGUCAAAACACAACUGAAGAAAAAUCUAUGGAAGAUAUUAAGGAAGAAAACGAGACUCUGAGAAUGCAGAUAGCCAAAGAAGCUAUUGCUAUGGCUAAACUAAGGAAAACCUUGUUAGAUAUGACCGGAGAUUUACAUAUAUACAAGAGCAAUGACAAGUACGUCGUGUUCAGGAAGAACACGGAUAAUGGUUUGCAAGAAAGUAAUGUUGACUUUGCAUAAACAGUGGAACAUGCUUAUAUCUGUGACAAAAUAUAACAUAUGUCAUGCUUAUAAAACUCUGUCGACAAUGGAAAUGAAAGAUUUGUAUAUUCUCUAUCCAAGCAACUAAAAUGAAGCUAUCAUUCAAUUAUAACUUUGGAUAAGUUCCCUUUUAAUUACAUGGAAAGUGGUGGAUUUAAAAUAAAAGUACAAAAUGUAUUUUAUUUCUAAAAGUAAGAUCAAAAAUAAUUGAUUACAAAAGAAGUGAUACCUUACUUACAAUGGCCACGUGAUUGUUUGGAAAUCUCAUUUGGUUUUAUUUAAAUUUGUUUUUAUCUACAUAUCAUGAUUUGCCUUAUUGUGCAAUGAAGAAGACAUGUUGUCUUUCAUUCUAAUCCUGUUUUUAAGAAUAUUUGAAUUGCUCUCUGUAUAUUGUAAAUUGUAACAUGUAUAUAUAUUCUGAGAAAUAAAAUAUGUUUAAACUAAUAAAGAUAAUCUAUACCAGGAGAUAAUUAUAGUUUAAAAAGUUGAAUUAUAUUCAAGUUCUUUUUAUUAUUUUUAUAUGCCAUGCGUAUUAUUUCAUACUUUACUUUCAUAAAUAAUCUGGUGUAAAGUUCAAGCAUUUCAUGUCAGUUCUUAAUUUACAAUUUUGUUUGCCAAAGUUUUCAAAUAAUGUUCUUUGUGUUCAACUAAAUAUAGAAUUUUCCUUUUUUUAUAACAGAAUUCAAUGCGCUAAUGUUUUAAUAAUGACAUUAUUUCGUUUCCUUGUUCUGA
Ruditapes philippinarum (Manila clam) is the source of this 3533-nucleotide messenger RNA. RefSeq names its product gamma-aminobutyric acid type B receptor subunit 2-like. The transcript is spliced from 18 exons. Gene Ontology annotation, biological process: gamma-aminobutyric acid signaling pathway; G protein-coupled receptor signaling pathway. Gene Ontology annotation, cellular component: membrane; G protein-coupled receptor heterodimeric complex. Lineage: Eukaryota; Metazoa; Mollusca; Bivalvia; Venerida; Veneridae. The record is from RefSeq and is a predicted model, not a curated record. Bases 285 to 2780 code for a protein of 831 amino acids. Gene Ontology annotation, molecular function: G protein-coupled GABA receptor activity.